This is a messenger RNA of Pristis pectinata (smalltooth sawfish), 2349 nucleotides long. It is a transcript of the gene tox3, whose product is annotated as TOX high mobility group box family member 3. Gene Ontology annotation, biological process: regulation of transcription by RNA polymerase II. Gene Ontology annotation, molecular function: chromatin DNA binding. The record is from RefSeq and is a predicted model, not a curated record. Gene Ontology annotation, cellular component: nucleus. Lineage: Eukaryota; Metazoa; Chordata; Chondrichthyes; Rhinopristiformes; Pristidae.
UCAGAGCUCUUCAGCGCUUUAGACUACAAGCUGUGACCGUUGGGUGGAAGACUUGCACUCCUGUUAGCAACCCCUGGUUUUAAAUUCUUCAAGGACAGCUUUUUAAAUCUUGCCAGCCCAGCUGGCUGUGCGUGCGUGAGUAGAUAUGGACGGCUAAAGGUACUGUUUUAAGAGUUAACAGGAAAGGAAAAAAAAGCUUGGAACCGCCUCCGUUUAUUAUAAGGGACUCAGUUGCUGUUCCAGUGUUUAUCAGCAGCCCAGAUCAGAGUCUGCAGUGGUGAAGCUGGAAAGCAUCAGCUUAUCAGUGCUGGUCGCGUGGCUUCUUUGUGUACAGCAGCUGCUGUUGAAUGCAUGGGCAAAUACUGAGGCUCAGCACUGGGCAGUUAAACACAGACCCAAGGAACACAGGAAAUACAUGUAUCUUUUCUAAACAAGAGAUUUAAACCACUUUGUACACAAUCCCCAGGGUUACAUCUGUGCAUUACUUAUCCUCAAUUGAGUUAACACUUAAGUGGAUGUCAGAAAACCCCAUAAUAAUCAAAGUGGUUCAUUACUGAGGGUUGUUAUAUUUUAAAAAAAAUGGAUGUACGUUUCUAUCCAGCUGCUGCUGGCAACAAUAUUCCUGGCGACCCUUCCAACCUGGACCUUUCCCAAUGCCUGGGCUACUACAACUACAACAAGUUUGCAGGGAACAAUAAUUACAUGAAUAUGGCAGAUCCAAGCCAUGCGUUCUUGACCAGCAAUGAGACAUUCCACACUCCGAGCCUUGGGGAUGAAGAAUUGAGAUUCCCCAUAACUCCCCCACCAGAAACAGACCCCACCCUGGGACUUACAGACAUGGUGUCAGCUUUCCAAGGCCUUAAUGAUGCAUUGCCCUCACAAGAGAAUGAAUUCACACCUCACUUUCCCCCACAGAGCCUGGAUCUGCCUUCCAUCACAAUAUCCAGGAGUAUUAUGGACCAGGAUGGUGGAAUGCUCAGCAAUGGUUUGACUGUGGACCUGGGCCAGGCACAAGUUCCCCAGUAUCACCAUGAUCCAAACAUGGGGAUGAGGUCUGUUGUUCACAUGGCUGAUGUUAAUCAAGCAGGAAUAAUGCAACACAAUCAGCUGACCACCAUUAACCAAUCACAGCUGAGUGCCCAGUUGGGGUUGAAUCUAGGAGGGGGCAACGUGCCACAGAAUUCACCUUCACCCCCUGCUAGCAAGUCAGCCACCCCAUCUCCUUCCAGCUCCGUAAAUGAUGAUGAUGCUGAGGAAUUUAAUAGGGUUAGUGUAGAGAAACGAGCUGCAGUAGAUUCGGGUAAAAAACCCAAGACACCAAAGAAGAAGAAGAAGAAAGAUCCCAAUGAGCCUCAGAAGCCAGUGUCGGCUUAUGCUCUAUUCUUCAGGGAUACUCAAGCUGCCAUCAAAGGACAAAACCCCAAUGCCACUUUUGGAGAAGUUUCCAAAAUUGUAGCAUCAAUGUGGGACAGUCUAGGAGAGGAACAAAAACAGGUAUACAAGAGAAAAACAGAAGCUGCCAAAAAGGAAUAUCUGAAAGCUCUUGCUGCCUACCGAGCCAGCCUUGUUUCAAAGGCUGCUGCAGAAUCAGCGGAAGCACAGACCAUGCGUUCUGUGCAGCAGACUUUGGCGUCGACGAGUCUUUCAACUUCCCUUCUUAUGAAUUCAUCACUUUCGCAGCAUGCAUCUGUCUCAGUGUCAACCCAGUCCCUGCAACAGACACUGCCAAGGGCAAUUGCCCCCAAACCAAUGAGAUUGCCCCUGCAAGGCAAUCAGCUGGCAUCUGUUUCUAUCACAGCGAACAUGUCAACAAACAUUGCCACACCCAUAGGAACUUCUAUGGGCACCACUCUGGUCCCGACUUCACCUUCACCCCAGUUAAGCCCUCCACUGCAGUCUCAACAACACCAGAUGCAGCAGAUGCAACAGCAUCAAUUGCAACACUUCCAGCAGCAUCACAUGCAGCAGCAACUGCAUCAGCAAAUACAGCAUCAGCAUCAAAUACAACAACACCAAAUGCAGCAGCAGCAAAUGCACCAUCAAAUGCAGCAGCAGCAAAUUCAGCAGCACAUGCAGCAACAGUUGCACCAGCAGCAGAUCCAGCAGCAGUUACAGCAAAUGCAGCUACAGCACAUGCAGAAACAGCAAAUCCAGCAGCUGCAACAGCAACACCCACCUCAGCACUCACCACCUCAGCAUUCCCCUGUUGCAUCGCAACCAGUGGUGGCCUCACAGAUCACUUCUCCUCUUCCCACAAGGUCAAGUCCACAACCAGUCCAGCAACAACAGCAAUCUCCACUACAAACCCAGGCCCAGACCCAAGUAUUGCCACAGGUCAGUAAGUAUUAA